Messenger RNA from Cyclopterus lumpus (lumpfish), 1203 nucleotides. It is a transcript of the gene kcnk3a, whose product is annotated as potassium channel, subfamily K, member 3a. The transcript has 2 exons. The record is from RefSeq and is a predicted model, not a curated record. Gene Ontology annotation, molecular function: open rectifier potassium channel activity; potassium ion leak channel activity. NCBI's taxonomy places the organism in Eukaryota, Metazoa, Chordata, Actinopteri, Perciformes, Cyclopteridae. Gene Ontology annotation, biological process: stabilization of membrane potential; potassium ion transmembrane transport. Gene Ontology annotation, cellular component: membrane. Bases 1 to 1203 code for a protein of 400 amino acids.
AUGAAGAGGCAAAACGUGAGGACCCUCGCCCUCAUCAUCUGCACCUUCACCUAUCUGAUAGUCGGCGCCGCGAUCUUCGACGCGCUGGAAUCCCGGGAGGAGACGACCAAGAGGAACGAGCUGGACCAGAAGAAAGCAAAGCUGCUCAAGACCUUCAACCUGUCCACGGAGGACUUCGACGAGCUGGAGAAGGUGGUGCUGGAACUGAAGCCGCACAAAGCCGGGGUGCAGUGGAAAUUUGCCGGCUCAUUUUACUUCGCCAUCACUGUGAUCACCACCAUAGGAUACGGCCAUGCAGCCCCGAGCACAAACGGAGGGAAGGUGUUCUGCAUGCUUUACGCCCUCCUGGGCAUCCCUCUCACCUUGGUCAUGUUCCAGAGCGUGGGUGAGCGUAUCAACACCUUCGUCAGGUACCUGCUCCACCGCCUAAAGAAGUGCCUCGGCAUGAGGCGCACUGAGGUCUCCAUGGUCAACAUGGUGAUCAUCGGCUUCAUAUCCUGCAUGAGCACGCUGUGUGUGGGGGCAGUGGCCUUCUCAUACUUUGAGGGAUGGAGCUUCUUUCACGCUUACUACUACUGCUUCAUCACGCUCACCACCAUCGGUUUCGGGGACUAUGUAGCGCUGCAGAGUAAGCAAGCUCUGCAGACCAAGCCGGAGUACGUGGCCUUCAGCUUCAUCUACAUCCUGACGGGCCUGGCUGUGAUCGGAGCCUUCCUCAACUUAGCAGUGCUGCGGUUCAUGACCAUGAACGCCGAGGACGAGAAGAGGGAUGCCGAGCAGAGGGCUCUCCUCGCCCACAACGGUCAGGCGGGCGGACACAUCCACUGUUCUGCAGACCAGGCCUCCUCCUCCUCCACGCCAUCUGGCUGCGGCGGAGGAAAUGCUGUUGGAGGUAGUGGUGGAGGGGCGGCAAGUCGGAGUCUACGUAAUGUUUAUGCUGAAGUGCUCCACUUUCAGUCUAUGUGCUCCUGCCUUUGGUACAAGAGUAGAGAGAAGCUGCAAUACUCCAUACCCAUGAUCAUCCCACGUGACCUCUCCAGCUCAGACACCUACAUGGAGCAGGGAGAGGCUUUUUCCAAUCCCCUGCACUCUAACGGCUGCGUGUGCAGCCUGCAACACAACUCGGGCAUCAGCUCGGUUUCCACUGGUCUACACAGCAUCAACAACUACAGAAGACUCAAUAAACGUAGAAGCUCCAUCUAA